ACACUCAUUCACACAUCAUGGCGGCGACCGUGAAUAGUGGAAAUGCCCCUGUGUCGGACACUCAAGCCUCAACCUCGGCUGAUCGGAGCUAUGAAGGUUCAACAUUUCAGUACAGCAUGCUCCUGGAGCACCUCAUCGGGGAGAAGAGGCCAAUUAAGGAUCUGAAUCCGACCGUUAUGGGGGGUCUUCCCAAUCCCAUGAAAACCGACGACCAGAAGAUGAUCGAACGGGGAAUGGAGAGCUGUGCUUUCAAGGCGGUGUUGGCCUGUGUUGGAGGGUUUGUUCUUGGGGGAGCGUUUGGUGUGUUCACGGCUGGUAUAGACACCAACGUGGGAUUUGACCCCAAAGACCCCAUGAGAACACCCACGGCCAGAGAGGUUCUCAAAGACAUGGGCCAGAGGGGAAUGUCCUACGCCAAAAACUUUGCUGUUAUUGGGGCAAUGUUCUCCUGCACAGAGUGCAUAAUUGAAUCGCACAGGGGAAAGUCAGACUGGAAGAAUGCUGUCUACAGUGGUUGUGUUACUGGGGGAGCAAUAGGAUUUCGUGCUGGGGCGAAGGCUGGCGUGCUGGGAUGUGGAGGUUUCGCUGCCUUCUCUGCUGCCAUUGAGUACUAUCUUCGGUGAAAACCAGGGCACCUUCUGUACCUCUGUGGACUAUGGUUGAGGGAUCACUGUCCCUCUGGACCAGAAACAGCCUUUAUACCUCAUGGAAAGAAAAAAAACAUCCAUGAUCUGAUCAUGAGGAUUGUCUAUACUUGGACAAUUCCACGUUUGACCUUUUGUUGACUGUAUCCUGGACACUGUACGUACAGUGGUGUCAUACUGGGUGGGCCAGUCUAGACUUAUGUGGCCCACUUGAUAUGCUGUCUUUAAUAAGUUAAACGUCAUUGAGAUUAACCUCUAAUCAGUGUCAGUCCAUAUAUUUUGGUUGAAGAUGAAAGCUGGCUAUUCUCUCAUUUAAUUUUUGUGGGUGAAAUUAAGUUUGAGUCCAUCAAAGAGUUUGAAUCCAAGUCAAUGUGCCCGUUUGAGUGGUAAUGACAAAAGUCGAGGAAGGUGUAUCAGUGACAGCCGGACACUGUGGUUUCCAACAGCAACGCUCAGAUCAAUGGCAGUGUUGCCAUUGUUUAUAAAAGGUUUUCUUUAUGUAGAAAUAAACAUGUCUCUAACACCCAUAUCACAAACAAACUGAAAUCAUGUGCAGUGAGCCUCAUAUGACAUUUACAGUGGGGGAAAAAAGUAUUUAGUCAGCCACCAAUUGUGCAAGUUCUCCCACUUAAAAAGAUGA
Coregonus clupeaformis (lake whitefish) is the source of this 1284-nucleotide messenger RNA. RefSeq names its product mitochondrial import inner membrane translocase subunit Tim22-like. Gene Ontology annotation, cellular component: TIM22 mitochondrial import inner membrane insertion complex. Gene Ontology annotation, molecular function: transmembrane protein transporter activity. The record is from RefSeq and is a predicted model, not a curated record. NCBI's taxonomy places the organism in Eukaryota, Metazoa, Chordata, Actinopteri, Salmoniformes, Salmonidae. Bases 18 to 623 code for a protein of 201 amino acids. Gene Ontology annotation, biological process: protein insertion into mitochondrial inner membrane. The transcript has 4 exons.